AUGGUUGCCGCCCAGGGACCAAUAACACCCUUCUCAUCCGACCCCUCCUCCACCACAUCCUCAACCAGAGACGACUUCUACUCUGCAGAGAUGAUGGCAACCCCCGACUCCAACCUCUCCUCCCCCACUUCAUCAACCGAUACCUCGCCCAUGUCCUCCACCUCCCUCUCAACGGUCCAACUCGUCGCAAUCUCAAACACAAAACUCAACAACGACCUCUACUCAAACAGAUCCCUCUCCAUCCACAAACGCAUCCUCGUCAAGAACCUACUUACAUUCAUCUAUAGGAUCCAUCCACCCAUGGACUGGAGUCAGAUGCAGUACCAGAUGCAGAUGAUCUCCGUUGAUGAUGAUGAUGAUGAUGAUGAUGAUGAUAUUCCACUGCACCAGGCAAUGGUAAAUAAGGGAUAUGGAUCAACAGCAGCUGCUACAUCGUCAGCACCAACAAACACAGUCGCAAUUGCCACAGGCUCAGGAACAGGACCUGGAACAGCAUUAUCUUCAACAACUCCCUCUACAACAACAACGGCAAAGGCACCGAUAUUACCUCGUCCAAAGUCGGCAGAACUCCCACAGUCUCUGAAUUCAUAUCUGUCUACAGUCUUUGAUGUCGAUUGGUCUGUCGGACUACCCAACACCGAGGAUCUUCUCUUUACUCAGGGAUCUUCACCUACAACUUCUUCGAUAGCGGGAGGGUCCACUACCUCGAUAACAGCAACUGCUUCAGCUACAGCAGCAUCCGCAAAGAUGGCCAAGCGCAAAUCCAUUACUACUGCAUCUGGGCUCUCGUCCGUCGUCUCUUCUUUUGCACCACCAUUAUCGACAUCAUCGCCGGCAUCAUCCUCCUCAGUCGCAUCAACAUCUUCAUCCCCUCGAUCGUCGACAACCUCUACAUUCUCGUCGUCUUCUACAGUCUCGACUGCUUCGUCUGUGAGCAAUGUCGGAAGCGUAUCUGGAGGAGUAGGAUAUGGAGCUGGAUCAGGAUGGAAGCAGGAGACUCCCUCCCAGUACAAACCUGCGGUCCCUCCGAAGGAUGGUAACCCUGGAGCCGGAGGAGCUGCAGCAGCUGCAGCAGCUGCAUCGUUGGCUCGGAAAUCGUCCCUCCCUACUACGCAAAGCAGUAGAUACAACCCCAACUCCUCAACCAUUCUCAACAGUAACAACAACAGGACCACUGCCGCCGGUAAUGAGAACGCCAAUGGUACAGGAAACAACAACAGCAGCAGCUCACAAUUGCUCUCAGAUGGAAGAAAGGUCCCUGCCAGGAAGGCGAGCAUCAGCAAGAGCUCCAAGCCCAUGCUGGUCCCUGGACGCCGAUCGUCGUUACUCCAGGCCCCUAAUACAGUCUCAACAGCUAACAACAACAGCGUCACAAUUGGAAACAGCACAUCUCCGACAUCUCCUAUCCCAGGCAGGACGAAUGGGGCGUCUAGUCUGUCGCCUGAUACCGCCCGUUCAGGAGGAGGAGGAGGAGCAGUAGCCACAGGAGGAAGACCCCGGUCGCCUUCAGUGUCGCCUACUCUGUCACCAGCUUCACUGUCGUCACCCACGUCAUUCUCCCCUUCUUCCUCGAGCCCGUCAUCAUCACCCACCCUCAGCCCACAGCUAAAACCCGCCUUUUCCCGAAGGACAUCCUCCUUGCCCUCAGAGAAGCCCAAACCCGUCCAACGAGCACCCAGUAGCGAAAAUACCCUUGCCUCUUCCGCCCACGCUGCUGCUGCCGCCUUUGCUUCAACCAACAACAACGGACAUGGAUAUGGAUCAAGUCCCACACAGGUCCCGCAGGCAAACAUCAUUGGCCUCCCACGGCCCAUUCUCAACUCUUCCUCGUCUUCGCCCUCGUUGUUGUCCAUUUCCCCACCUUCGACCUCGACUGUCACUACUGCUACUACUUCUGCGCCUUCAACACCUUCUGGACUGGCGCCGCCUUCCAGACCGUCACCAACGUAUAUGUUGAAGGCGUCAAAAUCGACCCCAUGCUUGGUUUCUAGCAAGGAUGGUGGAUCUCAGGAGGAGGAGGAGGAAUAUCACCCGAUGCCUGCAGAUCAACAGGCGUAUUACAACUACUUCCAGCAGCAACAGCAGCAACAUCAACAGCAGCAGUCUGGAACGUCUGCGGCCACGGUGUCACCGUAUUAUAAGGGUGCUGCAGGAACGGGUGCUGCAAGUGCGCCGCCGUCGCCUUCAAUGACGGGGUCACUGUCGUCGGGAAUCAAACUGCUGGCCAGGACGAGUUCUCGGCGCGCUGGUGCUGCGUCAGAGGGUGGUGGAUCUGGGAAAACAAAUAUCAGUGGUCCGUUGCAAUUGCUGUCUGAUCAAGAUUCUGCUGGGUACCAACAAAACCCGUAUCAACAACAGAGUCACCAGCAGCAGAACCAUUAUGGAGGCAAUCAUGGUCAUGGCGGAGGAAAUAACCCGUAUGGUGGAAGCGGGCCGCGGUAUGCACAGAGUCUGAGCAAUGUCAGUGUGAUGAGUAAUUUCUCCGUGAGCUCAAAUGCGACGGCGGCUACAACCAUGACAGGGAAGGGUGGACAGGUCGAGAAGCCGGCGGGGUCUUCUGUGGGGCGGUGGAAUAGUAUGAAGAUGAUCCUUGGACUCCGCGUCGGCAAUGGUGGUUCGUCCAAGAAUUAA
Linnemannia hyalina is the source of this 2631-nucleotide messenger RNA. Lineage: Eukaryota; Fungi; Mortierellomycota; Mortierellomycetes; Mortierellales; Mortierellaceae. The record is from the annotation of a GenBank genome assembly.